UAUAAUUACCCCAACCCCUUUUCAUUUGCUCUCCCUCAAAAACCUUCGGCGAUUAAUUAGCGAUUAUCUCAGAGAGUCUCUUCUAGGGUUUUAAUGGGAGGCGGCGUGAUGAGGACGGCGGCGAAGGUGGCCGGGAUCGGCAGCGUCAUGCAGGGCGGGAUCCGGGGAUCGCCGGCGGUGCCGUCGUCCGGGAAGUCGAUGCGGACGGCCUCGAUCCCCGUCGCGGCGGGGGUAUCGGCGCAGAGCUUGAAGGGGAGUGACGCCGGGGUGAUCGAGAAGCAGCGGGUGGAGGCGACGGUGGAUGAUUUUGUGGACUGGCAAGUCGUCGGCGGCGAAGAUGAGUUGGUGAUGUCAGCAGGCGAGCCGAUGCCGAGGGUUGUGUUCGGCGCCGCGCCGAGCUUCAAGGAGGCCAAAGAGGCCACCGCUGAGUUGAAAGAUGCUCUCGAUAAGGCAUACUUAUCUUCACCCAAAAUUACUGAGCUGGAAGACCCGACUGCUGCUGACAAGGUGUCUGGGCAGUCUCUGUUUUCAAACCCUGGAGCCGAAACAGAAUCUGUUCUUGUAACUAGGACUUCAGUGCCACAACAUGCUUAUAAGGCAUUUGAACUGCUGAGUCGAAGUCCUGAGGCUCAGAAUGUUGUUGCUUCAAUUGCAAGUGACCCGAAUGUCUGGAAUGCUAUGAUUGAAAACUCUGCUGUCAAACAAUUCAUGGAGUCUCAAAAAAACUUAAACCAGGAUCCUUAUGACUCCGCUUCAGAUUCUGAGGUUUUCAAUCCUGUAUCUUCAAAGGAGGUCAAGGAGGAAUUUGAUUCAAGCCAAUCUUUUGACUUGGAACAUCUGUUCAAUGGUUUUGUGGAUAAAGUCAAGCUUACCGUCAAUACCAUUGUCAGCAAUUUGUCGACAUACAUUCAGAACAUUUUCGAACCCCCUGCAGAUGACAAUGGCGACAAUGGCUCUCCCAGAACUGUUAUAGCAUCUGGGUUCAUGGGACUGGCAAUUAUGGUUGUAAUGGUGGUUUUGCUGAAGCGUGCCUAAAGCUUCAUCGCUCUGCACAUGAAUCAUCUGAAAAAGCAAUCCGGAAAUGCUUCUCGCUGCAUGAAUGUUUAAUAAAUAAGAUCGAGUUUUCCUUCUUAAUAUCCUUUGGCAGUACUUUUAGAGGAUUUUGCAUGUGAUUAUGUAUGACAUGUUUGUACAGCUUAUUUCUCAAACGUAACUUGGGCAAAUCUUAAUUUGCCAAAUACAUUGAUGCUGCUUUAUUUGUAUUGAUGCUGCUUUAUUUGUAUUGUGUUUCAACAGCAACUGUCCGUUUGAUCCUU
Fragaria vesca subsp. vesca is the source of this 1316-nucleotide messenger RNA. RefSeq lists its product as uncharacterized. The record is from RefSeq and is a predicted model, not a curated record. Bases 94 to 1035 code for a protein of 313 amino acids. The transcript has 3 exons. Lineage: Eukaryota; Viridiplantae; Streptophyta; Magnoliopsida; Rosales; Rosaceae.